Messenger RNA from Diabrotica virgifera virgifera (western corn rootworm), 1443 nucleotides. RefSeq lists its product as uncharacterized. NCBI's taxonomy places the organism in Eukaryota, Metazoa, Arthropoda, Insecta, Coleoptera, Chrysomelidae. The record is from RefSeq and is a predicted model, not a curated record. The transcript is spliced from 2 exons. The coding region runs from base 1 to 1443 and encodes 480 amino acids.
AUGGCGACCUCAAAUGAAGUAGUAGUAGUAGACGAUUUAAAAGAUUUAGUUAGACUUCGUGGAACAAAUAAACAAAAGUUAACUUUGCUAGAGAAAUUCAUUACUAAAACAAAAGACAAGGGUGACUUUGAUAUUCAAGAUGUUCAAUUUAGAUAUGAUAAUCAUAUAAACUUAUUAAAUGAUUUUGAUAUAGUUCAAACAGAGAUAGAAAAGAAAUGUUCUGAGGGUCAAUUACCGGAGCACUAUUCAGAAAGAGAGGAGUUUGAAAAUCGAUUUUAUGCGGCACAAGCAUAUUUAAAAACCAUUUUAAGACCGGUAGCGGUAAACAGUAAUAACGUACAAUACGGUCAAUUAGGUCAAUCUAGUGAAUUUAAAGCAGUGAGUGAUCCCCUGCAAAAUGUCCUAUUACCGAGAAUAAAAUUGCAAACGUUCUCUGGGGAGUUUCAAUUUUGGGUUAGUUUCAAAAAUAGCUUCAAUGCGACCAUUGCGAAUAAUGCAUCCCUUAGUGAUGGGCAGAAGUUUCAUUUCUUGAAGGCUUCCUUGCAAGGGUACGCAGCCAGUUGUAUUGAAGGUUUAGAGAGCGUAGAUCAACCAUUUCAGAAAGCCUGGGAUUUAUUAUGCGAUAGGUUCGAUAAAAAACAGUUUUUAAUAGACAGCCACUUUAAAUCAUUACUAAAUUUAACCAUGAUGCAAAAAGAUAAUUAUAAUUAUGCUAGUUUUCGAAAUAUGUUAGACGAGAUAUCCAAACAUUUAACUUCCUUGGAAGGUAUAGACGUACCAAAAGAAAAGUUAUAUGAUUCAUUUAUGAUACAUAUCUUAAUCAACAAGUUCCAGAAAAAUACUAUACGCGAAUGGAAAGAAACUAAGGUUGCAAACGAUUUGCCUACUUUAGAACAUUUUAUCAAUUUUUUAAAAAAUAAGACGGACAUACUACAAAGUUUGGAUGAAUCUCAAACGGCUAAAUCACAGUCUUCAAGUUCAAAUAAGUAUCAUAACAGAUCUAACAAUCUAGUGCACUUUGCGGUUAAAAACCGAUGUAAUUUUUGUAGAAAGGAACAUUCAAUUUAUAAAUGUCCCACCUUUAAAGCGUUAUCAGUCGAAGAGAGGUUUCGGGAAGUUAGAAAACUUAAAUUAUGCGAAAAUUGUUUAUUAAGUGGUCAUGAUAAGAGAAAUUGUAAAUUUGGUCCAUGUCCUGUUUGUAAGACUCACAAACAUAACACGUUGCUUCAUAAAGAUUAUGCAGAAGUUUCAAUUCGUGACACUAAUCAUCAAGUAAGUUCACCUAGUACUUUUGAUCAUAGAAAUGAUGGUGUAGAACAGCAAAUAAGUAUAAAUUUUGCAAAAAAUGAGAGUCAAGUUUUAUUAGCUACAGUUAUGUGUAAUAUUAAAGACCAAGAUGGUAAGUUCACAACACAAAGUACCUCAUCAUUAGCGAUAAAUUAG